Molecule: messenger RNA, 1913 nt
Organism: Danio rerio (zebrafish)
Lineage: Eukaryota; Metazoa; Chordata; Actinopteri; Cypriniformes; Danionidae
Source: RefSeq, a predicted model, not a curated record
AAACAAAGACCAAGAAGAGUUUGUUUACUCUAAAACGAUUUCUCUGUGAAAAGUGAUAUGUAUUGAAGAUGGCUGGCUUGAGCAGAUCAUUCAGAAAAGCUGAGGAACUGAGAAUAGUGCUACUAGGGUCAUGCAGAGAUGUUAAAGCCUCAUGUGGAAAUACGAUCCUGGGACUGCAGAAAUUCUCAGAGUCACAGAGCACCAUAGACUUCGAGUGGCAUGCUGGUUUGGUACUGGAACAACAUUUGAUGAUCAUCAACACUCCUGGCCUGCUUGAACUCAUUCCAUCCGAAGAUCAAGACCUGCGGAGUCUCAUUGAUCUGGCUUUCCCUGGCCCUCAUGCCCUGUUACUGGUCCUUAAGUCUGGAACAUUGACUGAUGUAGAAAAUGGGGCUCUCAAGCUCAUUAACGUCAUUUUUGGUGUGGGUGCAUCUGAUUAUGUGAUUGUUGUUUCUAUGCACGAGGAUCAGGGUUACAUGAACAUGAGUGAACUUAACGGUGUCAACCGAGAAAUGGAGUCUCUCCAACAGACCUGGAAACGUCCAUACCAUCAUCUACACAGGAAUGGAGACCAGUCACAGAUACAGAAACUUCUGGAAAGCGUUAAGAAGAUGGUUGAGGAAAAUGGAGGCCAUCCCUUGAGAAUCCCUGUAGAGUUAAGGCUUGCUCAGAAAAGACAAACCCAUCUGGUUUUUCGGAGACGGGUGUGUAGCAUGACCCCAGUUCAGAAUAAAGAGCCUGCAAUAUCAGCACUUCAGGCAAGACCCAGAGGGUUGCUUCGAUCAAACUCCACUGCUGGUGCUGAGAAAAGCUUGGAGUGUGUGAGGAUCGUCCUGAUUGGAAAAACUGGAGUAGGAAAGAGUGCAACUGGAAACACCAUCCUGGGACGUAACAUAUUUCAGUCAAGGCCCAGCAUGACCUGUAUAACCAAGGUGUGUCAGAGAGAGAGUGGAAUUGCCUGUGGUCGAGCUGUGACAGUGGUGGACACACCAGGACUCUUUGACACCAGCCUCAGUAAUGAAGUGAUCCAGCAGGAGAUCAUGAGGUGUAUUGAGCUCUCGGCUCCAGGACCACAUGUGUUUCUGCUGCUCAUCUCUAUCGGCCCGUUCACACGAGAGGAGAGAGAAACCCUUGAACUCAUCAAGAUGACCUUUGGACAGAACGCCAAGAGCUACACCAUGGUGCUCUUCACCAAAGGAGACAAUCUCACAGAUUUAAGUAUUGAAGACUACAUUGAAGAUGGAGAUUCACAUGUCAAACAGCUGAUCCACGACUGUGGAGGAAGAUUUCACGUGUUCAACAAUAAACAGAAGGACCCUGCUCAGGUUGUUAGUCUGCUGAAGAAGAUAGAUAAGAUGAUGUGGGAUAAUAAUGGCAGUUUCUACAAUGAUCAAAUGUUACAGGUCUUUAAUAAAGAGAGAGAGUAUAAGGUUAGACUAGAGAUAAAGGCUAUUGAAGCCAAAUAUGAGACCAAAAUCGAAGAGAUUCAAGACAAACUGGAGCAGGAGCAAGCAAAACUUAAAAUAAGUGAUCGUCUACUAAUGGAGACAGAGAAUAAAUUGUUAGGAAAAUAUCAGAGUAGAAAAAUGACAGAAGAAACAGACACAAAAGAACGUGAACAGUAUAGUAGUGGAUUUAAAUCCCAAGAGGGGGGAAUGACGUAUGAAGCAGAAGAGCUAACAGAAAAACAGGUAAAUAGUGUAAGACAAUCUCAUAAAGAUCACAAGACACACAAAAAAUGGAGGGUUAUUGAAACUUUUAAAAAGAAAAGUUACAUUUGUGACCUGAUAUUCAUUUCCUCUACCUCUCGCUGUCUGCGCUCUGCCUCGAGUCCAAUGCUGUUUCAGCCUCGCUGCAAACUCAGCACCAUGGGAGGAAACAUUAUGGCCUAUGUUAGGAAGCUUCUAGAGUAA